This is a messenger RNA of Trichoderma harzianum CBS 226.95, 2046 nucleotides long. RefSeq lists its product as hypothetical. The transcript has 3 exons. The coding region runs from base 1 to 2046 and encodes 681 amino acids. Gene Ontology annotation, biological process: DNA-templated transcription; regulation of DNA-templated transcription. The record is from RefSeq and is a predicted model, not a curated record. Gene Ontology annotation, cellular component: nucleus. Gene Ontology annotation, molecular function: DNA binding; zinc ion binding; DNA-binding transcription factor activity, RNA polymerase II-specific. Lineage: Eukaryota; Fungi; Ascomycota; Sordariomycetes; Hypocreales; Hypocreaceae.
AUGGACGGAAACCUGGCCUUCACCGGAGCCCCCAGGCGCAAAAACGGCCGUCCACAGGCCUGCGAGCCCUGUCGAAGACGAAAAGUCGCCUGCGAUCACCGCGUUCCCGUAUGCUCCCGAUGUCGCCGCGGAGGAGUAUCAGACAAGUGCGUCUAUCUGACUCAGCCAGGCCAGCAGAAUAACCACAUCAACUCGUCGAGAUCAGCCGCCGUCCCGUCUUUGAGGCCGCAGGCUACAAACGCCUCUCCCGUCUCCAUAUCAGUCCCCGUUAGUAGAUCACCACAAGCAACUCUAGAGAGCAAUGUUGGGUAUCUCGGCGCGACGAGUUUCUCGGCAUUCUAUGAAGAAGCGCAAAACAGCUUGUCAGUGACGGAAAAGUGCGAGUCAGAGUCGGACAUGAUGCCGCUCAAGACCGCAGAUGUUGUCCCGCGCCUGGACGAGCUUGCUCUCGGCGCCCUGCGACACAUUCCCGACAAGGCUUCGUCUCAGCUGUUGACAAGGCUCUAUACAAGCUUUUACGGCGGCUGGAAUACACUCUCGGGGCGGUGGCUGAACGAUUCUCUGUGGGCGGCGUUUGGGACGACUCUGGAUCGUGUGGUGCGAGACGAGGAGCUGCUCCGGCGUAUGUCGUUUAAACUGUGUCGGAACAGUGCGGUACCUCUUGGGGAGUCUCAUACAGAUCCGCAAAAGUGGUUUGCCGAGUUUUCAGGGUCAAAUUUGCGGUGGGAGUCUCUUGGCCUGCUCUACGUCUUUUGGGCUGGCGGUGCUCGAAGACUUCCUGAGAUGACUGUCAUAUCCAGCGACUGCGAGGUGCUGCACAAUACUCACGCAAGUCAUCUCGUGAAGCAGUACAAGAUGGCCGCGUGGAAGUGCAUAGAGCUCAGUCGCGAUGCGGCUAACAGUAACACCAUGUUGGCAUUUCUUAUUUUGGGUCACAGCUUGUUGGAAUCGAACGAGUCUGGGGAUGCAGGCAUGCAGUACUGGAGGACGCACGGCGAUCUCAUGGCCAUGACAACCUAUCUCGGCCUCCACGUCUCUCCAAACGCCAACCCAAAGGACUUUUCCGUCACCACGCAAACCAAGCGCCAGCUAUUUGCCGCCAUCUUCACACAUGACAAAGUCACGGCCACGUUCACCGGACGACCGGCCUUUCUCAGUAGAAGAUUCUCCUCAACGCCACUUCCUUUGGACAUGAGUGAAGAGUUGUUACUAUCCAAUCCUCCCCUGGCUGACUACACAGAUUGCCGUGUGGAUGAGAAUGGAUGGAGCACCGAUGGCAAAAUUUAUUUGUCGACAACGUUGCGUGCAAGAGCCAUGCUGUCGUAUGUAAGAGAUGAGAUUCUGGAGAUUGCAUUGCAGAGCAUGGAUUUUGGGGGCAAGACGGCACUUUUGAAUUUGAAGAAGAGAGAAAUGCAAAUCGUUGCCGAAUUCCCGCCCUGCAUACUCUAUUCGCACAACGACCUCAACAACCCAGACGUCUCAGGCAAGGACCUGUACGCAAGACUUCUCAUCUGGCUCGAGCACCUACAGAACCUCUUCUUCAUCGAGCGUCUCCUCAGCAAAGAAGAUGGCGAAGAAGCAGGGUCCCGGCUCUUUGAAAUCAGCCUCGAAAUGGUAACGCUGGCCCACCUAUUCUGGACGCACCAGAACCGGCUCAAGACGGUAGAAGACUGCGUCGAAUGGACAACAGCCUCGUUCGCAGCCCCGGCAGGCGGGAUCCUGUGCAUGGAGCUGCUCCGGGGCAAGGCGCACGGCACGAUGAGCGCCGCAGCCACAAAGGCCAUCAUCGUGGAGAAGCUCGGGAUGCUGGCGGCGUUUCUGGACUGGGUGAUGCCGUCGUCGCCAAACGCCGACAUUUGCUUCCGCAUCAAAAAGGUUGUGAGGCGGGUGCUGGAGCAGGCGCUGGAGGCGCCGGUGCAGACAAACAUGCUGGACGAGGGCGGGCAUUGGAAUAUGGACUUGUCGCCGGAUAUGAAUUCGUUUUUCAGUUUUGAUUUGUUAGAUACGUUUGAGUGGCUGCGGCCGGAGGGAGGUGGAAGCGUGUAA